CGGCCAAGAGCCAGCCAGGCGCGGGGGCAGAAGCCCUGGAGGGCCGCGAGGAAUAGGCGGCUUGAGACGGGCAGGGUGCCGGCUUUCCCGGCUAUCGCGAGAGGCGCCGCUAGGAGAGGAAGGGAGGGGAAGGCUGGGUUGAGAGAGAGGGAGAGGGAUUGAGCAGAGGCUGGCGAGGAAGGGAGUUCAGUAAGGGCCGGCAGAUUCCGCUGCCACUAGCAGCUGCUGUUGCUGCGGGAGUCGCAGGUGGCCGUCAUGGCGGGCGCCGGAGCCGGAGCGAGCACCCAGGAGAAGCGGGCCACGGCGGCGCGCCUGAAAGCGGCCCUCAGUGUCAGCGCUGCCGAGGAGACCGAGGCUGCCGGGGAGCUGCAAGCGCUCCUGGAGCGGGUGCUGUGCCCGGCGGCGGGCGGCGGCGGCGAGGCGGUGUCCGAAGCGCUGGCAUGGUGCCGCUGCCUGCUGGCGGGCGGCGAGCCUUGGGACAGCUUCGUGCAGGCGGUGAGGGCCUACGACCCGGCCACGCUCUGCGGCCUGGUGUGGACGGCCAACUUCGUGGCCUACCGCUGCCGGACUUGCGGCAUCUCGCCUUGCAUGAGCCUGUGCGCCGAGUGUUUUCACCAAGGCGAGCACGCCGGACACGACUACAAUAUGUUCCGCAGCCAGGCGGGGGGCGCCUGUGACUGCGGCGACGGCAACGUCAUGCGGGAGGCCGGGUUUUGCAAAAGGCAUCGGAUAAAAUCAAGUUCAGAAGUUCCAUCUGUUCCAAAAGAUCUCCUGAUAAUGUCAGAACUAGUUCUUCCACAAUUCUUUUUUUCUCUUAUUCAGUACUUAAGGGAAGGUUACAGUGAGCCAGUUCUUGAUCUACCAUCAGAAAAAGACCUCCAAAAAGUCCUUCAGAUAUUGGAACCCCACAUUUCAUUUUUGGAAGAUCUGACAAAAAUGGGAGGAGCAAUGCGUUCAGUCCUUACUCAGGUUUUGACAAAUCAGCAAUUCUAUAAAGAUCUCAGCUCUGGUGGUGGAGAAAAUGCUUGUGCAAGGAAAAGUCAUGAAAAAUACCUUGUAGCUCUAAAAGGUUCUGGACUUACAUUUCCAGAAGAUAAGCUCGCAUGUGGAGUACAGGAACAAGCGGCUGGAAGCAGCACUCCCGUAAAUCAAGGUUUUGCAGGUGCUACACCAGCUUCAGGGCAAGGUGACUCUUCAGAUGAGGAGGACCAGGACGGUAGCCAAGGUGUGGGAAAGCGCAAGAGGGUGAAACUAAGCAGCAGCACCAAAGAUCAAUCUAUCAUGGAUAUUUUGAAGCAUAAAUGUUUUCUAGAAGAAUUAUUAUUUUGGACAAUAAAAUAUGAAUUUCCACAGAAAAUGGUAACAUUCUUACUCAACAUGCUUCCAGACCAAGAUUAUAAGAUUGCUUUUACUAAAACAUUUGUGCAGCAUUACGCAUUUAUUAUGAAAACACUGAAGAAAAGCCAUGAAUCUGAUACCAUGUCUAAUAGAAUUGUACACAUUAGUGUCCAGCUGUUCAGCAAUGAGGAGCUAGCACGUCAAGUGACAGAAGAAUGCCAAUUACUUGAUAUUAUGGUCACUGUCCUGCUAUAUAUGAUGGAGAGUUGCCUUAUUAAAAGUGAGCUACAAGAUGAGGAAAACAGUUUACAUGUCGUAGUAAACUGUGGGGAAGCACUGCUGAAGAACAAUACCUACUGGCCACUUGUCAGUGACUUUAUUAAUAUCCUUUCACAUCAGAGUGUGGCUAAGAAAUUCUUGGAGGAUCACAGGCUGUUAGUAACAUGGAUGAAUUUUGUAUCAUUUUUUCAAGGCAUGAAUUUAAACAAGAGAGAACUUAAUGAGCACGUUGAAUUUGAAUCCCAGACUUACUAUGCUGCUUUUGCUGCUGAGCUUGAGGCCUGUGCCCAGCCCAUGUGGGGGCUAUUAUCACACUGCAAAGUCAGGGAGACACAAGAGUAUACACGAAAUGUUGUCAGAUACUGCCUUGAAGCACUUCAGGAUUGGUUUGAUGCAAUCAAUUUUGUGGAUGAGCCUUCUCCAAAUCAAGUCACUUUUCAUCUGCCACUGCAUCGUUACUAUGCAAUGUUUUUGAGUAAGGCUGUUAAAUGCCAAGAACUAGAUUUGGAUUCCCUUCUUCCCGACCAGGAGAUGUUAAUGAAGCUAAUGGUUCACCCACUUCAGAUUCAGGCAAGCCUCUCUGAAAUCCAUAGUAAUAUGUGGGUAAGGAAUGGCCUUCAGAUUAAAGGACAAGCCAUGACAUAUGUGCAGUCUCACUUCUGUAAUUCUAUGAUUGAUCCUGACAUUUAUCUGUUACAGGUCUGCGCUUCCAGACUUGACCCAGAUUAUUUUAUUUCCUCAGUUUUUGAAAGGUUCAAGGUGGUUGACCUAUUAACAAUGGCUUCACAGCAUCAGAAUACAGUGCUGGAUUCAGAGCAUGAAAGAUCAAUGCUAGAAGGCGCCUUAACAUUUCUUGUUAUUCUUUUAAGUCUCCGUUUACACUUGGGAAUGACUGAUGAUGAGAUUCUGAGAGCAGAGAUGGUAGCUCAGCUUUGCAUGAAUGACAGGACCCACAGCUCACUACUGGAUCUCAUUCCAGAAAAUCCUAAUCCGAAAAGUGGCAUUAUUCCUGGCAGUUUAAGCUUUGAAUCAAUGUUGUCAGCUGUGGCUGAUUUUAAGGCACCUGUGUUUGAGCCUGGGGGUUCUAUGCAGCAAGGGAUGUAUACACCAAAAGCUGAAGUCUGGGAAAAGGAGUUUGAUCCAGUCAUGGUAAUUCUUCGAACUGUUUACCGUAGGGAUGUGCAGUCUGCGAUGGAUAGAUAUACAGCAUUUUUAAAACAGAGUGGGAAAGUUCAUGGGAACCCUUGGCCUCCAUACAAGAAACGAACUCAUUUGCACCCAAGCUAUAGAGGACUCAUGAGGCUUUUGCACUGCAAAACUUUACACAUUGUAUUGUUCACUCUACUCUACAAGAUAUUAAUGGACCAUCAAAACCUGUCAGAACAUGUCCUUUGCAUGGUUUUAUAUUUGAUUGAACUGGGGCUUGAGAACUCACCUGAGCAAGAAUGUGAUGAAGAAGAUUCUAUGGGAGGACAAGAACGCUGCCAUGAUAGUUGGUUUCCAGGGAAUAAUUUGGUUUCAAACAUGCGCCACUUUAUUAACUAUGUGCGUGUAAGAGUGCCAGAAACGGCUCCAGAGGUGAAAAGAGAACCACCUGCAAGUACAAGCUCUGAUGGUUUAGCAUCUUCUCAGAAUCCAAGGCGGUCUAAAGGACUUCAGAGAGAGAAUUCAGGGACAGCACAAGUGUUCAGUUUAGUUGCAGAACGUAGAAAGAAAUUUCAGGAAAUCAUUAAUCGCAAUACUACUGAAGCCAGUCAGGCAGUUCGACCCAAGACUUCAAUGAAAUGGUCUGCUCCGGGUGCAGCUCCUCAGCUAACAACAGCCAUCUUGGAAAUCAAGGAAAGCAUAUUGUCUUUGCUGGUUAAGCUUCAUCAUAAACUGUCAGGAAAGCAAAACUCUUAUUAUCCUCCAUGGCUGGAUGACAUGGAAACUCUAAUUCAACAUGAAAACCCUAAGUAUUUUCAUGGGGAUGGCAUGACAGCUGUAGAAAGAAUUUUAUUGAAAGCAGCACUUCAGAGCCGAUUAAACAAACGAAUAAUUGAGGAAAUCUGUAAAAAAGUCACUCCACCUGUACCACCAAAAAAGAUUAGUCCAGCAGAGAAGAAAACUUUGGACAAAGAGGAAAGGAGGCAGAAGGCCAGGGAGAGGCAACAAAAGUUGUUGGCGGAAUUUGCAUCAAGGCAGAAAAGCUUUAUGGAAACUGCCAUGGAUGUUGAAUCACCAGAUGCAGAUAUUGCCAUGGAGAUAGCAACAGCAGAACAGCAUGUUUCUGAAGCUAUAUAUGAUUGUGUUAUUUGUGGACAGAGUGGCCCUUCCACAGAAGACCGGCCAGCAGGAUUAGUUGUGCUCUUACAGGCUUCUUCAGUUUUAGGGCAAUGCCGCAAUACUACUGAAACCAAGAAGCUGCCAACAUCUGAAAAGGAACAGAUAUAUCCUUGGGAUACAUGUGCAACAGUAUAUGAAGCGCGGCUUGCAACUUUACAGCAGUUCUUUAAAGAUAGUUCCUGUCUGCAAUCAGUGUCUAUUGGCUGGGAAGGAGGUGUGUAUGUGCAAACCUGUGGGCAUACAUUGCACAUAGAUUGUCAUAAAUCCUACAUGGAAUCAUUGCGGAAUGACCAGGUUCUCCAGGGUUUUCCUGGGGAGAAAGGAGAUUUUACUUGUCCUCUAUGUAGGCAGUUUGCAAACAGCGUCCUUCCCUGUUAUCCUGGCAACAAUGUGGAAAGAAGCCUUUGGCAAUGUCACAGUAACAAGAAUAUGCAAGAUCUCAUAAAGGAGGUUGAAGAGCUUCAAGAGCAGCUGGGAACUUUCCCAGUAAGCAUCAGUUCAGAGACCAAUUUAAGUAAAGAAAUGGAAUCUGUGAUGAAGGAUAUAAAAAAUACUACCCAGAAGAAAUACAUAGACUACAGCAAGUCUCCUGGAUCACCAGAUAAUGACUUCCUUUUCAUGUAUUCUGUUGCCAGAACAAACUUGGAACUUGAACUGGUUCAUCGAGGAGGCAAUCUCUGCCAAGGAGGUGCAAGCACUGCUGGAAAGAGAUCGUGUUUACAUCAGCUGUUUCAUGUGUUGGCCAUGCACAUGCGACUCUACAGCAUCGAUUCUGCUUACAACCCAUGGAGGAAACUGACCAAGGUGGUGCUUGAUGAGAACUUGCAGGUGUGCAAUGAAGAGCAGCCAGAAGUUCCAAUGCUUUACAGAGAUGUCUCAUCCCUUUUGCUCAUCCAGAUUUUAACCAUGCCACAGCCAUUGCACAAAGAACACUUUAUCUGUAUCAUAAAGGUGCUCUUCACAUUGUUGUAUGUACAAGCACUCGUUGCUCUUUCAAUUAAAUGCAGCGCCGAAGACAGGAUGACUUGGAUGAACUCAGGAGCUCUGAAAAAGAAUCUAUCCAAUGCAAAAAAGGCUUGGGGUGUAUUACAGAGCCAUGUGAUCAGCGAGCUCUCCAAAGGGAAAAUCUAUGAGCAAGAGGAAACUGAAGAUCUGUCUAUGGACAGCUCUAGUGCUUGGUGCCCACACUCCAUAGAGACAUAUUUGCAGCAGUUCUGCCUGCCUUUCCUCAGGAUAUCCAGCCUUCUUCAGCACCAUCUCUUUGGAGGGGAGCUACCCAGCUGUCAGGAAGACGAAGAGUUUACUGUUCUUGCCACCUGCCUGGGCUUGUUACCAUCAUCUUUUCAAUCAUCACAGUUUGCCAGUGCCUCUUGUCUUGAUUGGCCAGUGCCAGCCUUUGACAUUAUAUCCCAAUGGUGCUCAGAAUUGGUUUCAUUUGCGGACAAGCAUCCAACACAAGUAAAGAUUUUACUUGUACAGGAACCUAAAUGGGACUUACCACGCCUCCUACAACUGCCUGAAAAUUAUAAUACUAUAUUCCAGUACUAUCACAGAAAGAGUUGUUCAGUCUGCUCCAAGGUUCCUAAAGAUCCUGCUGUUUGUUUAGUUUGUGGCACUUUUGUGUGUUUGAAAGGACUUUGCUGCAAGCAACAGGGCUGCUGUGAAUGUGUCUUGCACUCACAAAACUGCGGUGCUGGAACAGGCAUAUUCCUUUUGAUCAAUGCAUCUGUAAUCAUCAUCAUUCGUGGUAAUCGGUUUUGCCUCUGGGGUUCUGUUUACUUGGAUGCACAUGGUGAAGAAGACAGAGAUCUCAGGCGUGGCAAACCCCUCUAUAUAUGUAAAGAAAGAUACAGAGUGCUUGAACAGCAGUGGGUAUCGCACACCUUUGAUCACAUCAAUAAAAGAUGGGGGCCACAUUAUAAUGGUUUGUAGAUCACUAACCAUCAUUUGUGUUGCCACAUUGCCUUUUAUUAUGAACGCUACAUGAUUGGUUGUAGCUUUAAGUGAAUGGAAAUCUAGUUUCUUCACUGGGAAAGCAUGAAGCCAUGCCACUGUAUGCAGCCCUGCCUUAGUUAGGUGCUGCUAAUGAGAGGUAAUAAGGGGUUUGGUAAUUAGAAACACAAAGCAAUUAGUCUUUUUAAUUUGAGAGCAGAAUCUAAAGUUGUUGGCUUUCUAAUUCACUAAUAAACAAGCACAAAUUGUACUUUAAAAUGCCACUAAAUGGCUAUUGAGUGUUUUAUUUUUCCCUGAUUGGGAUUGUUUAUGCUGAAGCACUGUAUAUGUGUAGUACACCUGCUAAACAUAUUGCUUUGAUUCCUUUGCAUUUUUGUGUUGCUUUAAGAUUCUGCUUUAUGGAUCUGUAAGUAUACAAGAGUUGUAACACUUCUGAUUUGUGAGAUUGUAUAGAAAUGGUCUAAAGAAUUUUUAGAGAAUUUUUGCUUAUUGCCAGAAACCUGUUGAAAUAGUUUCAGGCAUUGCUGAAAACCUUAUUCAUUCUCAGGAAUUUCAUAGAUAUACUCCAGAGAUUAAAUAGUAAAAUAGCUGUAAAAUAGAUAGCUUCAUGCUUUUAAUGUAAUACAAUACAUAUACAAUAUUUGGACAUUUUAAUUAGCUUUAUUUCCUAGUAAAUACUAGCACAUCCAUUUUAUUGUCUGUGUAUAUUCAACUAUUGUAAAAUUUCCAGAAUGGUAAAUCAUAAUCCCAGUUAAGCAUGUCAUGUCUUUCAUUUCCACCCAGCAAUAUGUUUCUGGUGGUGGUGGAAAAUAGAGCAAAUACCUUGCAAAUGAGGCAUAAUUUGGGAACGUCCCAGAGGGUUCAAGCAGGUUCUUUCUGAUGUGUCUCUAGAACACUCACUGCCCUUUUUGCUUGAAUUUCUUAAUAGGGUGAUGGGGAUUUUGUGAAUUACUUAUUUCCUCCAUGUCCCUCUUACACGAAGAAUGCCAUCUUAACUUUCCUGCAGCCCACAUGGAGUAACCAAGGCUGCAUAUGCAGAACCCCAUUUUUUAAAAUCUGAAAUUUUGCUGAUGAGUUGACUAGGGAAGGGGGAGCAGUGCGUGGGCUGAAUUAGGCUGUGUCAUCCUUCAGACAGUUGCUCUCCAUCCUUGACUACUGGAUUACACAGAAGAACCGCGUGCCCUGCAGCUCGAUGCUCCCAUUGUUCUCCUGAAAAUUAGGGCUACACAUGUGGAACCCUGCUUACUACCCACAUAACGCCCCCCAGUAAGAUCAGGGCACUUGUGUUCAGAGAGCUUAGACAUCCACAAGAAUAGCCAUCAUUGGGGAAAAUACCACACUUUAUCAGAGAGAGAGAACUGGACAUCCAUACUGAUAGCUACCAGACUCUGGGUGUCUCUCCCCGCCACUCCCCCACACACAGAGUAAUCAAACAUCUGUUGUCUCUUUCGAAGAGUGCUGUCAGGCACUUCUGAAACUUAGAUACUUCAACUUAAUAUAGCUUAUUCUGUAAAGAAGAGUUUAUACAUGUAAUUUUUAAAAAGUUGUCAUAAAACCAAGUGUUUGAUGGAAAGAUGUGAUAGGAAUCUGCUGCUGAAAAAUGCACAGGAAAUAGUAUGAAAAGUAAGAAUGUUCACAUAAAGAACCUCAAGUCUACUAGCUUUUUACAAACAUAUAGCUAACUUACAUGGCAGUGGUUCCUUUUUAAUAGAACAUUGUUUGCAAAUGCACAUAUACAUUGGAUUCUUCCUACAGUUCCUUCACUGACUGAAAUUUGUCUUUUCCAAAACAUUGCUACAUUUUUAAUACUGUAUCAAAUGUUUAGCCUAUAAUAUUUUUUCAUUGCUCACUUAUGAGUACCAGGCCAUUUUGUAAGCACAGUGGAAGAGCAGAAAUAUUCUUGGCAUCUCCCAGCAUAACAUGAUUACAGGGCUUUUGAAUUUGAUUGCUCAAUGUAGUUUGAAACUUCACAAGUGAGGAUGUCUCAAAGAACUGAAUACAAUAUGUUAUUUAAAAUGGAAUGUUUUUGAUUGUGUAUAUGGGUGUGAAGUAAAAUUAUUAGCCUUAACUUUAAAAACUUUGUAUUUUGUUGUGUUCAUUUUGAUACUGGUGGAUUUAUCACUGGUCAGUUUAAAAAAAGACAAGAAAGAAAGGCACUUGUUUGGAAAUCCUACUUGAAAUGCAUCUGCAUGCUGCUGACCUAGAAGUUUGAUUACUCCCAUAACUUUUUGAAGAUCUACUUGCUUAAGCUUACUUUGGAAAAUAACAGGUCCAAACUAGAAUGGGUGUUUAUGUGUGCGUGCGUGUGUGUGCGUGUGCACUGCUGCUAUUUCUCCUAUGUACUGGUGUGGUAUCUUGUAUGAAUGAUCAUUUAAGUACAGUACAUUACUGUAGAAACAGAAACAGUCUGACACAUCGACAUGCAAAACUAGAAAUACCGUAAUCAACAUUGUAAAAUAUGUUAAUAAAAGUCUACUGUCAUUUA
Varanus komodoensis (Komodo dragon) is the source of this 8380-nucleotide messenger RNA. RefSeq names its product ubiquitin protein ligase E3 component n-recognin 3 (gene UBR3). The record is from RefSeq and is a predicted model, not a curated record. Bases 256 to 5874 code for a protein of 1872 amino acids. Gene Ontology annotation, molecular function: ubiquitin protein ligase activity; zinc ion binding. NCBI's taxonomy places the organism in Eukaryota, Metazoa, Chordata, Lepidosauria, Squamata, Varanidae. Gene Ontology annotation, cellular component: ubiquitin ligase complex; cytoplasm. Gene Ontology annotation, biological process: protein ubiquitination; ubiquitin-dependent protein catabolic process via the N-end rule pathway. The transcript has 40 exons.